Molecule: messenger RNA, 1650 nt
Organism: Alternaria incomplexa
Lineage: Eukaryota; Fungi; Ascomycota; Dothideomycetes; Pleosporales; Pleosporaceae
Exons: 5
Coding region: 1-1650 (549 amino acids)
Molecular function (GO): iron ion binding; monooxygenase activity; heme binding
Source: RefSeq, a predicted model, not a curated record
AUGGAGCUCAUCAUCACGCCCACACAGGCCCUCGUGCCUUUGUCGGUUCUGUUCUUAGUCUACCACGCAAUUCGGGCAUUGUUUUUCGGAAAGCCAGAGUCCAAGCAUUGGGAGGAGCUGCCAGUCGUGGGCCUCCAGAAAGGAUGGUUUGAAUGGGUGUGGGCGACCUUGAAGUCUAUCCGGAAGACCCAGGACUGGGCGUUUGAAGGGUAUCGCAAGUUUGCCAGCGUAAACAGCCCUUUCAUCUUACCUAGCAUCGACAGAGGAGCGAUGAUAAUCCUUCCGCCUCGUCUGAUCAAGAAGGUCUACUCACUGCCAGAGUCCACGCUCGAUAUCCACGCGACGCAGAGUGAGACUAUCCAAACGAAAUGGACAGUCUGGGACAAAGAAGUAGCCGACAAUGACUUCCAGAUCAACGUCGUGCGUCAUCAGAUUACGCGGAAUCUCGAGCAUUUGACGCCGCUGAUGGCCGACGAACUUGACAGAGGCUUCGAGCGUUGGUGGGGAGGGAAAGGCGACACAGAGUGGAAGGAAGUCGCAGUAUGGGAUGCUUGCUUGAAGUUGAUCGCUGGUGCAAGUAACGGCGCCUUUUGCGGCGCGCCGCUGUGCCGUGAUGAACAGUUCUUGAACGACCUUAGAGAUCACGCAAUGAGCAUCUUUGCCGGCGCUAUGCUUAUCAACGCAUCCCCUAAGCCGCUCAAGCCAGUGACUGGCUUUCUUGUAGGAUCGACGUGCUGGUACUUGCGCAGAAAAGCAAUGAAGGGCUGCUUGCCUUUUGUGACAGAGAGAUUGAACGCUACUGCCCGUUUCAAGGCUGACCCGAAGUGCGGGUGGACACCACCGAAAGAUGGUCUCCAAUGGCUUAUCGAUGAGUGCUACGCCGCAGCCGCAAAGGGAGAUGCAGGGCAGUUGGAGCCGAAGCGAGUCGCGCAUCGGCUCUUGUUGGUCAACGAUAUAUCCCUUCAUUCGACCAGCUUCACUGUGCAGAAUGUCAUCCUGGACCUCUUCAGCUCGGAUCCGGCAAUGGGGUAUGUUGAUGCUCUGCGAGAUGAAGCUGCAUCCGUGCUCGCCAAGUCUGGUGGUGUAUGGACGCGCGAUGCGGUGCGGGAUUUGAAGCUCAUCGAUUCAAUGAUCCGUGAAUCAAUGAGACUUAAUCCGUUCGCCAUUGUCGGACUUCCGCGAACAGUCGUUCACCCCGAAGGCAUUCGUCUCCCAGUCUCCAACGUUCAUGUGCCUCAAGGUACCAUGAUCGCGGUUCCAAUGGAGCCAAUCCACUAUGACGAGAGUAUCUAUCCCCAAGCACGCAGCUUCAACGCGUUCCGGUUUGCAGACCCGAACAAUGUGACUAGCAUCGUCGACAACUUUGCAACCAAAGACGACCUUGAGGCUGCUAAAGCGGACACGAACGAGCGGAAGGGCAAGUCGACUGCUACGCUUGACGAUGCUUUCCUCGGGUUCGGGUUCGGCCGACACGCCUGCCCUGGGCGAUUCUUUGCCUUGAACGAGAUGAAGGUCUUCAUUGCGCACAUGCUGUUGAACUAUGACGUUGAGCACAUGGCGGUUAGGCCGAAACCUUUGGAUACUGUGUGGCUAAAACUUCCGUUGCAUGGUGGGAAGAUCCGGGUGCGACGCAGGCCGUCAAGUGUGUAG